GCUUAAUUUUCAGACAAAUUAAUUCAAUCAAAUAUAUAAUCCAUGCAUAUCGAUGCUUAAAGCAAUAAUAUAUCCAGCAAAAUUCUACUAAUAAAUUAAAUAGGCCAAUUAAACACGCUAACUAAGCUAGCUAAGCUAGGCCGGUACUUAUCAUCAUAUAAACCAUUCAUUUAGUAUUCGAUCUUAUAACAUAUUUUCUCCGUUCUUUUUUUUAGUUUGGGCAAGAAGAUCAAGAUCGAGUUUUAAGAGUUGAGAUUUCUUAAUUUGUAUACAACGUACGAUGAGAAACAGUUUAGGAUCGUACAAAAUGCGUGGUCUGAUGGAGCUUCUUCAACUCUAUAGAGUGAAAACGAGUAAUGCUGUUUUUGCUACUUCAUCUAGCCGAAGAAUUGGAUUUGGAGAUAAUAAUAAUAAUAAUAAUAAUAAUAAUAAUAAUAAUAAUAAUAAUAAUAAUAGUUCCUUAAACGUGCAAUUUUCUGAAGCUGGAUUUGUUCAUACUGAUUCUGCUUCUACUUCUGGCGGAAUAGUGGGAGGAGAUGGGAAGCCAACACCUUCGCCUAAACCACCAUCUCCAACUCCGCGGCCACCACCACCACCACCUAGACGUGUCCCGUGGUUAAAAAUGGUUUUGGGCACGAUGUUUUCUCUUCUUCUAGCAUUUUGGGCACCUAAAUGGACAACUCUGCUCAAAAUUGGAGGAGAGGCGGAAGUAGUGAUGAAAGAAGUAGAACAAGCGGCGGAAGUAGUGGAGAAGGUGGCAACGGUGGUGGAGAAAGUAUCGGAAGAGAUGGCUAAUAAACUUCCAGAUGAUAACAAAAUUAAGGAAGCAGCUUUGGUUAUUGAGCAUAUUUCACAGGAGGCAGCCAAGGAUGCACACAUAGCUGAACAAAUCAUACACAAGGUGGAAAAGAUUAAACAAGACCUUGAAGACGUGGAAGAGACAAUAGAGCCCAUUAUUGAAGAAAUUGAACGUCACAAGAAAGUCUAAUGGUGCAGUUAACAGCAAUCUGUAGCAAACACUAACACAAGGAAUCCAUUUUAAGUUGUUUUGACGUUUCAAGUGUGUGUAUCUUUGGAUUUUGGGCAGUCGAUCUAUAUAAUUGGCCUAUUUAACUCUAUUGAUUUUAUUUUUCAACAGGUCUAAUGUUCGAAUCCCCUUCCCCGUUUGAAAUUAUAUUGUUUUAUGGCUAAUUCGCACUAAGAAUAUACUCCAUAUACAAUAUUUAUUUUA
This is a messenger RNA of Spinacia oleracea (spinach), 1231 nucleotides long. RefSeq lists its product as uncharacterized. The record is from RefSeq and is a predicted model, not a curated record. The transcript is spliced from 6 exons. NCBI's taxonomy places the organism in Eukaryota, Viridiplantae, Streptophyta, Magnoliopsida, Caryophyllales, Amaranthaceae. Bases 281 to 988 code for a protein of 235 amino acids.